AACCAUUACACAAUCCAUAUAGUGUGGUGGCAGUAAUGUCAGACGAAUCUUUUUGAAAUCGCAACUCCUUUUUUUCUGGGCUACUAGAAACUUGUUCGCGCCGCGCUCAGUUGAAUCGCUCUGAUAUCGAUUAGUUUGUUUUCUUAACUGGAAUCUCCGCCAUAUUUGAAGACAUUUAUUAUUCUGCCGUGGGGAAGAAUGGUCAUGGGUUUUUGGGAGAAAUGUAUCGUUCUUGUAAAUGUUUCAUAGGAAAUGGAAGCGUGCAAGUGCAUCUUUAUUUAUUUUUUUAUUAAACCUGUAAUAUGUAGGCAUCUUUAAAAGCCAAACGUAUGUGUUUUUGAUUGUUUGUUUAUUUUUAUGUUUUUAACAAUAACGGUUCAAGACUCAAUGUUCUUUUAACACACAAGGGCUCUCGUUCGUUCGUCCGUCUUCUACCUGUAUUCUUUCUUCAUUUUUGCCUUCGGCAUGUUUUCUAAAAAGACCCAUGGGGACGUCAAGAAAUCGACACAGAAAGUACUGGACCCUAAAAAGGAUGUCCUGACUCGCCUGAAACAUCUGAGGAUCGUUAUAGAAAAUGCAGAGUCAACUGAAUUGAAGCAUUUUUUUGAGCACAAUUAUUCUCAUAUCUACUACGUGUUUUUUGAAAAUUUUGUGAGCAUUGAAGUCAGCCUGAAACAGAAAGGUCAUAAAUCCCAAAGAGAAGAAUUGGAUUCUAUCCUUUUUAUAUUUGAGAAAAUUUUGCAGCUUCUCCCUGAAAGAAUACAAGGAAGAUGGCAGUUCCACAGCAUAGGUCUUAUUCUAAAAAAACUCCUUCACACUGGGAAUUCCUUAAAGAUUCGAAGAGAAGGUGUUCGCCUCUUUCUUUUGUGGAUGCAAGCUCUGCAAACAAAUUGUAGUAAAGAACAGCUGUGGAUGUUUGCUUGCUUAAUUCCAGGCUUCCCUUCUCCACCCUCACAACAUGGACCUCGAACCUUGGACAAUCUAAUAAACCCUCAUCUAAACCUUCAGGAAACUCAAGUAACACCGGAGGAAAUCACCCCUCUUGUUCCUCCACAAUCUGGGGAUAAAGGUCAAGAAGAUUUUACAAGCUAUUUUUUGGAAGCACUUUUGAAAUACAUGGUAAUCCAGGCAAAGAGCUUAGAAUGGAAAAACAAAGAAAAUCAUGAAAAGGGCUUUGCAUUUUUAUUUGGAAAUUUCAAGAAAUAUUAUCUUCCUCACAUUUUUCCAAAUUUUUGUAAGGAGACCAGCUUAUAUAAUCCUGUUCUUGAGGUCCCUCAUUUAAGACCAAAGCCAAAUUAUCUAGUAAUAAAGAGAGACUCUGAGACAAAUGAAGCAGUCUAUUGCACUAAAGAGAUGUUCCUGACUGCUCGAGUCAUUUUCAUCCGAUGGCUUGUAUCAUUUUGGCUAGAGCCCAAAUCAAAUACAGGAACACACAUCCCAGGAGUUGAAGGUGAAAAUGUUCCAAAAAAUAUCCAGAGAGCAGCAGCAGGUCUGGCAGCUCGAGAAGAAGGAGGUACACGACCUGAUAAUGUUGAUGGAAACAUAGAACCAGAGCAGUCACACUCUAACACCAGCACACUAACUGAAAGGGAACCAAGUUCUUCAAGCCUGUGUAGUGUGGAUGAGGAACAUCUUACCGAUAUUGAAGUGGUCAGAAAGGUGUUCUGCUCAUCCAGAACUAAUGUUAACUUUAUAACAGAAAUUUUUCGACAGGCAUUUCUACUGCCAAUAUGUGAAGCUGCUGCAAUGAGAAAGGUUGUGAGGGUUUACCAAGAGUGGAUUCAGCAGGAAGACAAACCAGUCUUUAUGAGGGAGCCAGAAGAAAUGCAGUACUCUCCUGCUACAAGUGUGAUUCAUUUGGAAACUGCAGGGGAACUUGCAGCUGAAAAAGAAAAGGAAGAAGACAAAACCACUAAAGCACCCGGGCAUACAAGGUCUUCCAGCUGGACAAGAAACUCUUCAUACCAAGAUGCAAUCAAUAAAGUGUCAGACUCUGAACUUUUGGAAUAUAAUGUGGCAGCGGGCUUACAGUCCACUCUGCAGGUUUUCAUCAUAAAUUCUUCUAACGUAUUUCUUCUGGAACCUGCUAAUGAUAUAAAAUUCCUUUUGGAGGAACACAUUGACAUGUGUAAACGAGUCCUCAAUAUUUAUCGUAGCCUGGUUAUGCAUGAGACAAUGGAUCAGAAGACAUGGGAGCAGAUUUUGUUGGUGUUACUUAGAGUAACUGAAUGUGUGAUGAAAAAAACACCAUCAGUGAUGCCCCCAGGGAAAAAGUCUAUGACUCUCUCUGGGAGGCUUGCUGGAGCAAUUUUUCAGACACUUAUAGUCGCCUGGAUCAAAGGAAAUCUGAAUGUAUACAUCUCCAGGGAGUUGUGGGAUGAUUUGCUUGGUGUGUUGUCAUCACUGACUUCUUGGGAAGAGCUUGUGACUGAGUGGUCAUUAACUAUGGAGACCUUGACCAAAGUGUUGGCUAGGAAUCUGUACAGUCUAGAUCUGCAAGAUCUUCCUCUGGAUAAACUCAGUGAACAAAAACUAAAGAAGCACAAAGGAAAAGGUGGUGGAUAUGAAUCACAGAAGCUUUCUGUGGAUAAGUCCUUUUCCAAAGGUUGGAGUCGAGACCAGCCUGGACAAGCCCUGAUGAGACAGCGUAGUGCCACUACUGCUGGAUCUCCUGGGACUGAGAAAGCAAGAAGUAUUGUAAGGCAGAAAACUGUUGCCUUGAGAAGCCGAUCCACUGGAGAUAGUGUCCUGUCUUCAGCCUUUAUACGCAGCGCUAAAAGUGCUCCUGUCUUGAUCCAUCCAAUCCACCCUCUCCUGCCUGAUACUGUCCUCACUCCCUUAGCCGAUGAGCUGUCAGAUAUUGAGGAUCCUCAGGUAAUACCCCGUGCUCCACGAAUGAGGCACUUUUCUCAGAGUGAAGAGAUGCCUCCUUCUGAGGUGUUUGCAACAAUUGGAGAGGAACAGCCAUUGCCUCGGAGUAGCAGUACCUCUGACAUCAUGGAACCAUUCAUUGCAGAACGGGUUAAAGGUGCUCUUCCUGUACUUGACGGGACAUCCCAUGGCAUUUCCAGCUCACAAAGAUCUUGUGAGUUCCCCCAGUGGUUUAUGUCUACGGAGAGUAACCCGAACAGUAGAGAGUCCUCUUUGGAAGUUGGGGAUAGCAUCUAUGACCACCUUUGUCAACUUAUAGGGCCGUCAGAGCAAAUUCAACCAGAUUCUCAGCUAAGUUACUCGGAAGAUUUUAUAGGGGAAGAAGACUUGCUGUCAUCUCUGAGAGAAUAUUUAAAGGAGAAAGGAGAUGGGAUUGAUAGGGUUGAGCUUAAACUGAAAGAAAUGCCUCUUAGUUUGGAUGAGGCAUCAAAUAAUCUUGAUCAGAUAAUAAUGCCAAAAUUGGAUAAAAUGAGUAAUGAAGAAAUUGUACAUGGCAUGCCUCCUUACCCAGUGGACAAAGAUGCAGGCCUAAUAUUUCCUAAUUUUUGUCAAUAUAUCAAUUCAUCAGAUAAGGAUGACCAAUUAACAUGGUCUAAUGAACAACAUAAGGAGCUGCUUAUCCACGGAGCAGCCGGAGAAGCAGUAGAAGGUGGUCUAAAUGAUGGAAAUAAAAAUAAAAUAUUAUGUAGACAAGUAGCUACUGAAGAAGUUUUUGUAGCAGAGUUAGAAAAGGGUAGAUCAGAAGUUGGAAAAUAUCAGUCAGAGAAAAUACAAGCAAUGCAUGCGCAAAAACAAGAGCACAGUUCAUUUAUAGCUUUUGAGUCACCUAAACCACUAAGCACAAAUGCUCUUUCUAAGCACACAUCUUCCACCGCAGUUCCCAAACCUAGAUUAAUUCGUGUUGUGGGCAAGAAAAGACAUGCUGGUGUCCAUGUAAGUUUUAGACCUUCAACUGAAUCUGUUCAAUUUCAUAAUCCUCUAGAACCCAAAGAAGCACCAUGGAAAGCACGACUAAAGAGGCUAGGUGGCUUUAGUGGUACAAGUAGUGGAUAUAGUAUGCCAGUACAUGAAACCACCAGAUCCAGUCUGUCUAAGCCUGUUAGUCCUGUACCACCACUUUGUGAAAGAGAGAAAGAUGUAGCUGGGGGAAUCGUGUUAGGGAGUCAGUUAGAAGAAGAUGAUUCAAUAAAUAGCCUUGUGAGGUCCACAAAAGUGCACGAACCUGGGCUGCAGCAACACAGCUCCGGGGGUGUCUAUAAAUCUGUCGUACAUGCUCUCUCCAAGCCAAAGGCAAAUGUUUCCCCACAGCGGCAGAACAAAGUGCCAGCAGAGGCGCCACUGAGGGAUCUGUACAGUCAUGUAUUGGGCUAUUUUGGAAGGAGAGCACCAGCCAGUAAAGAGGAUUUGAAUCAAAAGAGUCGUCCAGUUUCCACUGAUGUUGGCAACAGCAAUCCCAACAUUAGUGACCUGAUGGAUGAGUUUAUAGCAGAGCGAUUACGCAGCAAGAACACAAAUGUUGUUGCAAGGAGAGGAAGCAGCCCAGGGAGUCUAGAGAUUCCAAAAGAUCUUCCAGAUCUGUUGAAUCGACAGAAUUCCAUGCGACCUAUUGAUGACCCUGGUGUGCCUUCAGAAUGGACAUCUCCAGCCAGCGCAGGCAGUAGUGAUCUUGUCAGCUCUGACAGUCAUUCAGAUUCUUUUAAUGCAUUUCAGUAUGAUAGCUGCAAAUUUGAAAAUUUCAGCUUUGGUGUUGAAGCAGCCGCAGUUGCAAAUGUGGAAAUGGAAGGAUCCCAAAACCGGCAACCAACAGCUGAUGAACAAGAACUAGCCAGCCUUACUACGUUACACAUCGACUCUGAGACUAGCAGUCUCAGUCAACAUCCACUUUCGGCUGACACUGUAACAAUUACUGGAUCUGAAAGUGCUUCUCCUGUUCAUUCAGCAACUGGUUCCAGAUCUCAGACUCCUUCCCCAUCUACAUUAAAUGCUGACCAUAUGGACCACAAGGAACUGCACUUGGAUAAAAAACUCCAUCAUUCUGUAUUACAAACACCAGAUGACCUAGAAACAAGUGAAUUCCCUACAGAGGACUGCAGUGUGAUGGCAGGAGGAACCCUUACAGGAUGGCAUGCAGAUGUAGCCACUGUGAUGUGGAGGCGGAUGCUUGGGAUUUUGGGAGAUGUCAAUUGCAUAAAGGAUCCAGAAAUACAUGCACAAGUGUUUGACUAUUUGUGUGAGCUUUGGCAAAAUCUAGCCAAGAUAAGAGACAAUCUGGGUAUUUCAACUGACAAUCAGACUACACCUCCUCCACCAGUGUUAAUACCUCCACUUCGUAUUUUAACCCCAUGGCUUUUCAAAGCAACUAUGCUCAAUGACAGAUAUAAACAAGGGAAACUUCAUGCAUAUAAACUUAUCUGCAAGAUAAUGAAGAGAAGACAAGAUGUUUCUCCAAACUCAGAUUUUCUGACGCACUUUUAUUAUAUAAUGCACUGUGGAUUGUUGCAUGUUGAUCAGGAUAUUGUGAAUACAAUAAUCAAGCACUGCUCUCCACGAUUUUUCUCCAUUGGGUUGCCUGGUGCAACAAUGUUAAUACUGGAUUUCAUUGUUGCAGCUAGUAAAGUGACUGCCUCGACAUCCCUCAAUGCCCCAAGAGUUGAAGCCCAAAUUCUUCUGGGUUCACUAGUGUGCUUUCCUAAUCUUUACAGUGAACUGCCAGCUCUUCAUCCAAUUACAGCCGAUGUGGUAUUGACUCAAUUCACAGAUAUAAAGGAGCAUAUUAUUAAGAGCAUACUUAGUUCAGCAAAAGAAGAGCCAUCUGGACCUGCACGGUGUGUUGCGUUAUGUAGCCUUGGCAUUUGGCUAUGUGAAGAAUUGAUCCAUGACACUCGGCACCCACAGAUUAAGGAAGCUCUGAAUGUUAUUUGUGUAACCUUGAAGUUUCCAAAUAAAACAGUAGCACAGGUUGCUUGUGACAUUCUGCACAUGCUUGUAAAUUAUGUACAUACUCUUCAACAUUUUCAGUCUGACUUUCCCAAGAAAAUAAUUGAGAUUCUUUUAGCAACAAUAACUUAUUUGCUGCCUUCCACAGAGGGCUCUGCAUAUGAAGCAGAUAAAAGGUUGGUGGUUUCAUUGCUUCUUUGUCUUUUGGAUUGGGUAAUGGCAUUACCAUUGAAAAGUCUGCUGCAAGUGAUUAAUGCCACUGGUUCAGAAAAAGACAGAAUGGAAAAAACUGUACUGAGCUGUAUUUACAAGGUCCUACAUGGUUGCGUUUAUGGAGCACAGUGCUUUAACAACCCAAAAUAUUUCCCCAUUAAUUUGUCUGACCUUGCAUCAGAUGAAUAUGAACCUUUUUUGCACUUGGAAAGUCUAAAGGAGCCAGAACCUCUGCAUUCUCCAGAUUCUGAGAGGUCUUCCAAAUUGCAGCCAGUCACAGAAGUGAAAAGUCGAAUGCAGCAAGGGCUGAUAUCCAUAGCUGCCAGGACAGUGGUUACUCACUUAGUGAAUCACUUGGGUCACUAUCCCAUGAGUGGUGGCCCAGCAAUGCUGACGAGCCAGAUCUGUGAGAACCAGGACAACCCUUAUUGCGAUUGCCCGGAGCUUUCUCCUGAACUAUUUGAGAGUCCUAAUUUACAGUUCUUUGUAUUAAAUAACACUACUUUAAUGUCAAGUCUACAAAUACGAGCGGAAGAUAACAUUCCAGGUGGAGGAAUGUCUGCUGGCCUAACCACUACAAGUUCCAGUGUUCGGAUUAUUGUCCGUGAUAUAUCUGGCAAGUAUUCCUGGGACACAGCCAUACUUUAUGGACCUCCUCAUUGUAGCCAGCCAAACCAGCCAUUUUACCUUUCCCUCAGUCAUUCUUUGGAGGAGGAGUUCUAUCCCUGUCAAGAUACUUUGGAGAAUGAGGAGGAACUUCAGGUAGAAAUGGAAGAAAGUGAUGAUCAAUAUGAAGAUGAUGAAUCUAAAAAGUUCUUUAUGGCACCACAGGCAAAACGAAGAUGCAGAGAAGUGAUUCCUUCCUGGGAUGCUAUAAGGGAUGAUGAAGAUGCCCUUGAUGAAAUGCUUCAGUACUUGGGCACCACUAGUCCUGAAUGCCUGCAACGUACUGGAGUACCCCUCAACAUUCCUGCCCCACCUCCUACCUGCGUUUCUGAGAAACAAGAGAAUGAUGUUAUCAACGCCAUUUUGAAGCAGUACACAGAGGAGAAGGAGUUUGCUGACAAGCGUAACAAUGACCUUAACUUAAGGGCCAUGCAGCAAGAAGAACCAUGCCCACAGAAGCCCCAGUCUGCCUUUUACUACUGCAGACUCCUCCUGAAUAUCUUGGGAAUGAACUCCUGGGAAAAGAGGAGUAGCUUCCACCUUUUGAAGAAAAAUGAGAAACUUUUGCGAGAACUGAAGAAUUUGGACUCCAGACAGUGCCGGGAAACUCACAAAAUCGCUGUGUUUUAUGUUGCGGAAGGUCAGGAAGAUAAACAUUCAAUACUCACAAAUAUGACUGGCAGCCAAGCUUAUGAAGACUUUGUUUCAGGGUUAGGGUGGGAGGUGAACUUGACAAGCCACUGUGGCUUCAUGGGAGGACUCCAAAGAAAUAAAAGCACUGGCCUCACAACACCUUAUUUUGCAACAUCUACAGUUGAAGUCAUAUUUCAUGUAUCCACAAGAAUGCCACCCGACUCUGAUGAAUCUCUGACUAAAAAGCUUAGGCACCUAGGAAAUGAUGAAGUACACAUUGUCUGGUCAGAACAUACUCGAGAUUACAGAAGAGGAAUAAUUCCAACAGAAUUUGGGGAUGUUCUUAUUGUAAUAUAUCCAAUGAAGAAUCAUAUGUACAGCAUUCAGAUUCUGAAGAAGCCAGAGGUUCCAUUUUUUGGUCCUCUCUUUGAUGGAGCCAUUAUAGACGAAAAAAUACUUCCAACAAUGGUGCGUGCAACUGCAAUCAAUGCUAGCAGAGCUCUAAAGUCACUGAUUCCAUUAUACCAGAAUUUCUAUGAGGAAAGGGUACGGUAUCUGGAAACCAUUGUUCAGCAUCACUUAGAGCCUACUACCUUUGAAGACUAUGCUGCCCAGGUCUUUUGUCCAGCCCCUUUUCAUCACUUACCAAAUGAUGCAGAGAGAAAUGCUGUGAUAUUUCUGCUCCUUCCCAAACCUCCACUAGAAAACAUUGGCCUCAUCAAGGUAAAGGGUAAAGGCUUGAAACGGAAGGUCUUUCACGCUAGCUCUGAAUGGCUCAUGCCCAGAGAAUCAGCAAGUCGAAGGUCCAGCAGCACAGGCAGACGGGAACGACUUAGCCUCACCAAUGUCACCUCGUGCUAGCAAGAGCCGCAUGUCCAUGAAACUGCGCCGCUCCUCAGGCUCCGCUAACAAAUCGUGAUGAUCGCAGUGCCGCAGCGUAAACUUGAGAAGAGGCUCAGUCUACCUUACCCUUGCAAAAGGAAUCGUCGUGGUGCACAACAUUGCUCUUUGUUUCCAUUUCCUCCAUGCGACUGUCAACACAUGGAUUUUCACUGUGCCUGCCUCCUAGAGUCAAAGCCACUCCGUCAGAGACUUUACAAAAGCACUGGAAUUUCGUCAAUGUUUUGAUUAUUUUCAUGUUUGACUCCCAUCAUUGUUUUUUUGUUUUUGGCCCUUUGCCUGUUAUGUUCAUUAUCUAUGUGAGAACAAAUGCUCUUAUGAGUAUUAGUAUGUUGGCAUUGAACUGUUACAGUUGUUAAUUUUUUUAAUUUAUUUAUUUUUUAUUAUUUAGGAGUACCAUUCAUACAGGUUUUUACCAUUGUAAAUUAAAAAAGUUUUAUACAAAAGUCUUCACAAAAAAAAAAUUGUUUUUGCAUGAAACAGGAGUUGAAGAUGAUUUGAGGAUGUGCUUGAGCAGCCCAAUUCGCGUGUUACUGAGCUCUUUGAAUUUCCAAUGUCAAGCCAAAGACACUGGCGUGCUGUGUUCAUUUUACACACUCGGAAGUGCUUCUGCUCUCUCUAGCUUAUUAUUUCUUUUUUUCAUCCCUGCAUACAAAGAGAGGUGGUUUUUGUAUACAGCAUGAAGUCUGAAUCUUUUGACAGCUCUUAACCCUGCCCGCGUCUGCCUGUUACGCAAAGAGAAUGUGACAAAGGUGGACUCUGUCCUUUUGACAGAAGGAAAGCCGCAUGCACUUCUGUUUUGUCUCUUGGUAAAUGGCAGCAUAACUGAUUCCUUCCCAGUUCAGACUAGUUGAUUAUAAAAGACAAUUCUUUAUCUUCUUUUAUUUCGACCUUCUAUUCUCAAAAGCCAGACGCUGUAUUGUGAACCUUUACUUCAUUCAUGACUGAGUUGCUGCAGCUCAGGUUUGUUUUUACCUGCACAUCAAUUGCCUUCCUUCCUAUGCUGAUGGAGAAUGUUGAGAGGAGGCGAGCUGCCCCACUGGUUUGAAGUUCCUCUCGCUGCUGUCCCCCCCCAAACCUGACCAAUUCUGUAGCCUUGCACCAUCCACAAGCUGCCUUAAAUCUUUGCGCCUGAGCUCAAGUCAGUGGUACUGUGCACAGCUCUGUCCUCUGCCUGGCUCUCAAACUGUUCACUGACUUGGAGGCUGCCGAGUGUGGAUACACAAAGCUGGAAGCGUUGACUGUGGCUUAGGCGAAGGAGCGCUGCAAAAUUAGAGUGCGUGCGUGCGUGUGUGCGUGCAUAUGACCAGGCGGAAGUUUUUAUUGUGCUACAUUUUUAACACUUGAAUGUUGAUGUGUUCUCUUGGUUUUAUACAUGCACACCUGUAUAUUUUUUUUAAUAAUCUAUUGGUUCCGUUUUUUGUUUUUUUGUUUUUUUUAAUUCGAUGAUUUCAAAUAAGCCGAUUCUGUUAGCUCUGCAGUCCCAUCAGAUCUAGAUACUCUCUUCUUUAUUUUAUGGGCCGAUAACAGGUAAUUAGGCCUAUCCUUUGAUUCGAACGUCCCAACAUUUCUGCAGUAUUUGUCAACUGCGCAGACUGAGUUUGCUCCACUUCUUGCCAACACUGCUGACAUCACUCUGCCCAGCCGUUGCGAUUAUUUGGUAAUUGAUGCAUUGUGCCCAUUUUUCACUUACCUCCAACAUGGAAUAAUUAUAGUUGUGAAUAUUAAUACCACAAAAUUAUCCAUGCAAAAUGAUCACAACACUUGUGUUCAGUUCUUGGGAUUUACUCGUAUUCCAAAUGAAAAUGUCGGCACACAUUUGUAGUGAACUUAGGAGUACUGUAUAUGUUAUUAACCAAAUGCCGCAUGAUGA
This is a messenger RNA of Polypterus senegalus (gray bichir), 10153 nucleotides long. It is a transcript of the gene ralgapa1, whose product is annotated as Ral GTPase activating protein catalytic subunit alpha 1. Gene Ontology annotation, molecular function: GTPase activator activity. The record is from RefSeq and is a predicted model, not a curated record. Gene Ontology annotation, cellular component: cytoplasm; nucleus. Lineage: Eukaryota; Metazoa; Chordata; Cladistia; Polypteriformes; Polypteridae. Gene Ontology annotation, biological process: positive regulation of GTPase activity; regulation of small GTPase mediated signal transduction.